Adelges cooleyi (spruce gall adelgid) is the source of this 2338-nucleotide messenger RNA. It is a transcript of the gene Alg12, whose product is annotated as probable Dol-P-Man:Man(7)GlcNAc(2)-PP-Dol alpha-1,6-mannosyltransferase. Gene Ontology annotation, biological process: protein N-linked glycosylation. Gene Ontology annotation, molecular function: alpha-1,6-mannosyltransferase activity. Gene Ontology annotation, cellular component: endoplasmic reticulum membrane. The record is from RefSeq and is a predicted model, not a curated record. The coding region runs from base 336 to 1934 and encodes 532 amino acids. The transcript is spliced from 10 exons. Lineage: Eukaryota; Metazoa; Arthropoda; Insecta; Hemiptera; Adelgidae.
AAUUUUAAUUAUUCAAUAUUCAUAAAAAAAUGCUAUUCGAAAAUACUACUAAUGUCAAAUCAAAUCGACCGGCUACGAUAAUAAUAAAACGAUAUUUUUAAUUUUAACAACGUUUUUUUAUGGUACAAAGUGUUUUUCGCUAUUUACUAGGUUAUCAAUCCAACACUCGUUUGUAAUUCAUGUUUUAGGUAUGAAAACUUUUAAACUAUAAUCAAGUAGUAUGCAAGCUGAUAAAACGACCAAUCCACGUUAAAAAUUCACUUUAUUACAAUGUAAUAAGAUCAAGUUUCCAGUAUCAUUGAUUCAAUAAAGGUUUACAUAUUUUUGAAUACAUUAUGGACAAGAUAUUGUACAUAGUCUCGGCAGUUCAUUUGACUCUUUGUCCUUUUACUAAAGUUGAAGAGAGCUUUAAUAUUCAAGCGAUACAUGACAUCUUAUACUUGAGAGGAAAUCUAUCACAAUAUGAUCACUUAGAGUUUCCAGGAGUUGUUCCACGAACAUUUAUAGGUCCUUUAGUAAUAUCGAUGUUAUCCUUCCCAAUAUUCAUGAUACUGCAAUUUUAUGCAUACAACAAAUUUAUUAGCCAACUAUUAGUUCGAGCGGUUCUAGGCGUGGUUGUUAUUACUAGUAUAAGAUAUUUUCAAAAAAGUAUCACGAAGAUAUUUGGAAAAGGCGUAGCUGACUGGUUCAUAGUCGUAACUGCAUCUCAGUACCAUUUGAUGUUCUACUCGAGUCGGCCUCUUCCUAAUAUCUUUGCAUUUCCUCUAGUGAUGGUAGCGUUAAGUUCGUGGAUCAGAGGAAAACAUGUUGCACUUAUAUGGAGCUCAGCAGCGGCUGUUUUGGUGUUUCGCUCAGAAUUAGUCAUUUAUCUUGGAAUUAUUAUAUUAAUUGAGCUGUUUUAUGGUCGUCUUAAAAUACUCAGAUUGUUGAAAAUUGGUUGUUUGUCAGCCCUCGCAGUUUUAAUUUUAACUGUUGUUAUUGAUUCUGUAUUUUGGGGUCAUUUAUUAUGGCCUGAAGGUGAAGUGUUGUGGUUCAAUGCGAUAUUAAACAAAAGUAGCCAAUGGGGCACUUCACCGUUUUUGUGGUACUUUUAUUCGGCAAUACCGCGAGGCUUAGGAUUCUCUAUAUUUUUAAUACCCUUUGGAAUGGUUUAUGACGUUCGAGUUAUAAGGCUUGUGAUCCCAGCAGUAAUAUUUGUUUUGAUAUAUUCAAUACUGCCACACAAAGAACUCCGUUUUAUCAUUUAUGUUUUUCCUGUGUUGAAUGUAUCCACCGCAGUGUAUUGUAAUAGAAUUUGGCAGACAAAAUUGAAUCCAAAAGGACUAGCGAAUUUAAUUUCGUUGGCAUUUUGUGCUGGCCACAUAGUAGGAAACAUUAUUCUUACUAUACUGUUGGCCAGUGCAGCAAAACAAAAUUAUCCCGGAGGCAACGCUAUGACACUGUUGCAUUUAUACGAACACAAUAAUUUUCAAACAAAUUACUCCGUCCAUAUUGGUAAUCUUGCCGCUCAAACUGGCGUCACCCGAUUUACACAACUGAGUGAUCACUGGAUUUAUAAGAAAACAGAAAAUCUUCAACCAGGAUGUGACGAACUCAUGUCUUAUACUCAUUUGGUUGUCGGAGCAAGCAGUCGAGACAACAAUGAAAUGUUGCCAUACCGUCAUACGCAUAGUGUGAUUUCUACGGUGACUGGGUUUUCUCACGUUUCAUUUAAUUAUAAUAUGUUCCCUCCAGUAAAAAUUAAAACAAAAACACAAUUAUUUAUAUUGAAAAAGAACCUAGUCAAAUCUGGCGUGAAAAGUAGUAUAAAAAAAAUAGUUGAAGACUACAAAAAUGAACUUGAGUCAGAAGAGAAAAUUGAUUUAAAUUUAAAUUUAUUGGAAAAAAAAACAAAACCCAUUAAAGUCAAGGUGAAAAAACCCAAAGAUUUGUAAAAUUAAACUGAUCAAAAGGUACUUAAUAAAACUAUUGAAAGAAAACAUAAUUCUAAACCAGUUGUUGAUAGUUAAGGUUUUUUUUUAGGACAUUUGCAAAGCUCCACGAUUUGUUCCUACAUUAAGCUGGUUCUUUUUUUUUUUAAUGUACAUUUAUGAAACCUGAUGAGCUGAUUAACCUAAAAACAGAUUGCAUUUACAGUCAUAUUAUUAAUUCAUAUGCAAUUUGCAUAAUGCAAGCUACUAUAUAUUAUAUAAACGAGAUUUUUUUUUUUAAUUCAUGUAAAAUUGUUGGCAAUUUUAAUUAGUUUUCUAAAACACUAGAUAGGUAUAUGUUUUGUAUUCACUAGGGAUCGAUACUGUAUAUUUCAAAAAUAAUUAUUUUUAGCUUUUAAAUUUUAACA